Messenger RNA from Trichomonas vaginalis G3, 453 nucleotides. Its product is annotated as protein of unknown function, DUF4106 family. Bases 1 to 453 code for a protein of 150 amino acids. The record is from RefSeq and is a predicted model, not a curated record. The transcript has a single exon. NCBI's taxonomy places the organism in Eukaryota, Parabasalia, Trichomonadida, Trichomonadidae.
AUGUUCCUUGACAAAAUAAAACCAACUACAGAAAUAAACGACGCAAGACUGAAAGAUUGGGUAAAAGCUUUCCCAUUCACAAAAGAUAUUGUUGGUAACAUGGAAAGAAAACCAGAAUGGCUACAAAAACAUAUAUUUGGAAACGAGCAUAUUCCAUAUGGACAGGCACUGUUUGAAGAGCUUGAACCAGAAACUCAGGACAGAGUCAUGCAAACAAUAAGCGACGACUCAAAUACAAACUAUGACAAACUCUUUCUAGGAUAUAGGUUACCUGAGAUGGGCGACCAGAGCCCAAAGGCAAAAAGGACAUGGGAAAUUUGCAACAUACUAGAUGAACAUAAUGCAAAGAUGCAACAACUUCAAGCAGAGGGCAAUGAAGGAAAAAGAAGAGUUAAAAACUCAGUCAGGAAGAAAGUAAAGCUUGGUCCACGUGGGUUCUAUUAUGACAUAUAA